This is a messenger RNA of Scomber scombrus (Atlantic mackerel), 1464 nucleotides long. Its product is annotated as nuclear factor 7, brain-like. The record is from RefSeq and is a predicted model, not a curated record. The coding region runs from base 1 to 1464 and encodes 487 amino acids. NCBI's taxonomy places the organism in Eukaryota, Metazoa, Chordata, Actinopteri, Scombriformes, Scombridae. The transcript has 3 exons. Gene Ontology annotation, molecular function: zinc ion binding; protein binding.
AUGGCUUCCAGAUCAGAGGAGGAUUUCUGCUGUCCAGUCUGUUAUGAGGUCUUUAGAGAUCCUGUUGUUCUGUCAUGUAGCCACAGCUUCUGUAAAGACUGUCUGAAGAGCUGGUGGAGACAGAAACCAACACAUGAUUGUCCAGUUUGCACCGACGAUCUUCUGGCUCGAGUUCUGAACAGCCGCCUCCCCAACCUAGGUCCUGAACAUGGUCCACUCGGAUUCCAUGUCUUCAACCUCCCUGGGGACGGAGGCUCUGGACGGUGGCCUCCCCCAGAUGUUCCCAGUUCACCCUCACUACUUGUCAGAUCAGAGGAGGAUCUCUGCAGUCUGCACUCUGAGAAACUCAAACUCUUCUGUCUGGACCAUCAGCAGCCAGUGUGUCUCGUCUGCAGAGAUUCAGAAAAACACACCAACCACAGAUUCAGACCCAUCGAUGAAGCUGCACCACAACACAAGAAGGAACUUGAGGAAACUCUGAAGCCCUUAAAGGAGAAGUUAAAGGUUUGUGAAGAAGUUAAAGUUAAGUUUGAUCAAACAUCAAAACACAUGAAGGUCCAGGCCCAACACACAGAGAGGCAGAUUAAGGAGCAGUUUAAGAAGCUUCACCAGUUUCUAGAAGAGGAAGAGGAGGCCAGGGUGGCUGCUCUGAGGGAGGAAGAGGAGCAGAAGAGUCAGAUGAUGAAGGAGAAGAUGGAGGCUCUGAGCAGAGAGAUAGCAGCUCUUUCACACACAGUCAGAGCCACAGAGGAGGAGCUGAGAGCUGAAGACGUCUCAUUCCUGAACAACUACAAGGCUGCAGUGGAAAGAGUCCAGCGCUGCCCCCUGCUGGAUGAUCCACAGCUGCCCUCAGGAGCUCUGAUAGACCAGGCCAAACACCUGGGCAACCUGGCCUUCAACAUCUGGAACAACAUGAAGGAGAUGGUCUCCUACACUCCUGUUAUUCUGGAUCCAAACACUGCUGCUCCAGAACUCAUCCUGUCUGAAGAUCUGACCAGUGUGAGAGGAGGAGGACAGAAACAGCAGCUUCCUGAUAAUCCAGAGAGGUUUGAUGCCUACUCUGUCCUGGGCUCUGAGAGCUUUAACUCAGGGACUCACAGCUGGGAUGUCGAGGUUGGAGACAAUACAUUGUGGGAACUGGGUGUGUCAUCAGAGUCUGUUCAGAGGAAGGGAGACAUACAGUCUGGAUUAUGGACAAUAGGGUUCUAUGAUGAUAAAUUGUCAGCAUGGUCACCACCAGCUCCCCGCACUUUUCUGUCAGUGAAGAAGAAGCUCCAGAAGAUCAGAGUUAAUCUGGACUGGAACAGAGGAAAUCUGUCGUUCUCUAAUCCUGAUACUAACACACACAUACACACCUUCAAACACACUUUCACUGACACACUGUUUCCAUACAUUUACACUUUACAAAAAAUCCCACUGACCUUUUCUCCACUGAAAGUCUCUGUGACUAAACAACAGGUCUGA